AUGGCGUCACCGGAGAGAUCGCAGGACUCGCCGAGUCUAUCGCGGUUUGAAACUAAAACGACAACAAAGGAGAAAAAGACACUCAAAAGUCUGAUUCUGAAAAUAUGGAAGAAAACUGGGCUGGACGGGCCAACGCUACUGACGAUGGCAAAAGGCGGUUUGGCUCCCACGAUAGCAGUGGCUAUGUACCAAUCAACUGGGGUGGCAGAUGAGUAUACUACUCUUGGUUAUCUCGUCGCUAUUGUUUCCAUAUUUGGAUUCCCUAUCAUGCCUCGGGCCAAAUUUAUCCAAAUGAUGAUCGCAGAUGUAUUGGCAGUAUGUUUAGCUUGCUGCCUAAGUCUAUUGACCAUGUACUGCGCUGUCAAAGCUCGCCAGCACUCCACAAACAGCCCCGAAGAAGAGACUGCAGCAUAUAACUCAUCAGCCGCAGCGGUGAGUGGAGUCUGGCUCUUCUUUCAGAUGUGGCUGGUUCACACAUUCCGGGCCAAACACCCACAGUUCCAGUUUCCUGUCGUGAUUUACUCCAUCUUUGCCAAUAUUGCAAGCAUAUACGCCCCACAGAUGGCAACAGUAACCCGUGCCAUUUCUCUGGUUAUAAGGCUUCUCAAAACAAUGCUCACUGGAUUGGGUCUAUCAACAGCGGUCUCACUCUUAGUGUUCCCUAUGACGUCGCGCAAGGCAGUCUUCAAGCAAAUGAGCGGAUAUAUUGGCUCACUUCGCACCGCUUUGGGCGCCUAUGCUGUGUACUAUCAAUCAUUAGAGAAAGAUGAUAUGUUCGGUCGUUCCGAAACAUACGAUGAUUCCCGCGAGAAAUGGGAUGAGAAAGGCAAAGUCUACAGCCCAGAGGCAGCAGCAAUCCGCAGUGCUAUCCGCGCAAUUACUGAUAUACACGGAAAACUUCAUGGUGAUAUUGUCUUUGCCAAGAGAGAGUUUGCCAUAGGCACGCUGGGCCCUGACGAUUUGAAGAACAUCGCCAAGCACCUACGACUGAUUAUGAUCCCAGUUGUCGGUCUUAGUUUCGUUGUUGAUAUCUUUCAGAGGCUAUCUGAUUUUAACAGAUGGAAUCAGCCUCUCGAUCCGACUGCUGAGCCGAUCCAGGACGAGCUUCGUCAGGGCAUUAUUCAUGACUGGAACGACAUCAUGCGAGCGGUGCAUGAUCCGUUCCAAUCCAUGAUUCAAACCAUCGAUGAGGGCUUGCUGCAUACCUCCUAUGUUCUUCGACUGACUAAGCCACCAAAGCGUACGGCUGCAGCCACUGCAGCAGCUGCGAUGAAUGCUAAUUCUGAGCAAAAUGCAAAGGAUGUAGAAGCAUCCGCUAGCAGUACGGCUCCUGGGGAGAAAAACUUUGUGUCACACUUCAAAGAGAAGCUGGGUGAGUUCCGACAAGCUAAACGACUCGCCUUGGAAACUUGGGCCGCAGAUAAAGGAAUUAAUCUGCCGCGCGACUUCUUUGAAAAUCCUUCAUCGGUUGAGAGCUUGAAGGGUGAUUUCUUCUCUGCCUCGGCUUCGUUCCAGGAUCGAGCCAGACGGCAGCUGUAUCUUUUCCUUUACAUGCAGCAAUUACUUUUCUCUACAGGUCAGACAGUCCUGGAAUUUGUUGAGUAUGUAGACAGUGUCGCUGCGAAGGACAAGCUACAGCGGAGUCGCCUGAUCAUCCCUGGUGGAAAGCGCCUGUGGAAAUGGGCGAAGAGUGUUCUGAAACCGGAAGGCAGCCACGAACAUGAUAAUUUGGGAGAUUUCAAUGCGCAGGCAAGCCACCUAGAACUCGGCGAAGCGUACAGACAUCGCAGGGAUCCAGAACACUUGCCGCCGGCAACCACUUUUCAGAAAAUUGGUGACAGAAUUCGAGUCUUCCCGACGUUUUUGCGUUCCUUCGAGUCCACGUAUGGGUUCCGAGUCGCAUGUGCAACGAUGACCAUCGCUGUCAUUGUGUUUUUGCACGACACCCAGAGUUUUUUCCUCAAGCAGCGCAUGGUGUGGGCCAUGAUUAUGGUUAGUCUUAGUAUGAGUCCCACAAGCGGCCAAAGUAUUUUCAGUUUCGUCCUCAGAAUCGCAGGAACUGCUCUCGCUAUGGUAGCUAGUCUUCUGGUCUGGUAUAUUCCAGAUUCAAAGACCCCCGGUGUGAUUGUUUUACUCUACGUCUUUAUCUCUUGUGCAUUCUACGUCCCCAUCAAAAUGUUCCGCUUCCGCGUCAUUGGCGUCAUCAGCAUUGUUACCACAACCAUGAUCAUUGGCUAUGAGCUUCAGGUUCGCAAGGUCGGUGAGGUAGUUGCCACUUCCAAUGGUCAGGCUUACUAUCCUAUCUAUGAGCUUGCGCCCUUCAGGCUGGCUGCCGUUGCCGGAGGUUGCUUUGUUGGUUUCAUAUGGACCUUUUUCCCGUACCCUAUCUCGGAACAUUCAGUGCUUCGUCAGAGUCUGGGGGCUUCGUUGUACCUUCUGGCAAACUAUUAUUCCAUCAUCCACGAGACUCUCAUUGCUCGUAUGCGUGGCGAUGCUGGAGACAUGUUUCUUCAGAGUUUGAAAGGGCGCAAACUCGAAAAGGCACGCCACAAGGUAUUCUCCAAGCAAAUGCUCAUGCUGAAUAGCUUGCGAACUUAUUCUGAGUUUCUCAACUGGGAAGUUCCCAUCGGUGGUAGAUUUCCCAAGGAGCAGUAUGACACCAUUAUUGUUUGCGUGGAAAAUAUUGUGAGUUAUCUGAGUUUACUCGGAUACGUCUCUGAUACCUUCUUGCGUCUGGAGGAGGACGAAGAUGAAUCGGGCUCGGCCUGGAUGCAGGAUUUCCGUCGAAUAGUCGGCACCGCGAAAGUGACCACCCACGAAGUUACUUCUCUACUCUGUCUUCUUUCAGCCAGCAUUACAAAUCGCCAGCCAUUACCACCUUACCUGAAGUCGCCCCGACCGUACAGUUUUUCCAAGCGUCUAGAAGCUCUCGACAAUGAUAUCCUCAGCAUUAAACACAUUGCCGAGCCCGGUUUUGCGGCAUUCGCCGUCCUUCAAAUUUCCACAAGAUGCAUCGUGGGCGAUGUUGAACAACUUUUGAAGUAA
Messenger RNA from Penicillium taxi, 3045 nucleotides. RefSeq lists its product as uncharacterized. The coding region runs from base 1 to 3045 and encodes 1014 amino acids. The transcript has 2 exons. Lineage: Eukaryota; Fungi; Ascomycota; Eurotiomycetes; Eurotiales; Aspergillaceae. The record is from RefSeq and is a predicted model, not a curated record.